AGAAAAGCAAACCCAACCCGUCGGGGCCGCCGCUCCGGACCCGCAGCCGCCGCCGCCGCCGCCGCCUCCUCCCCCCGGAUCGGGUGUACUGUCCCAACCCGAAAGUCCAGUUCUGCGGCCCGGCAGCGGCGAGCGGGCGCGAUGACACAGGAGUACGACAACAAACGGCCAGUGUUGGUUCUUCAGAAUGAAGCACUUUAUCCACAGCGGCGGUCCUACACUAGUGAGGAUGAGGCCUGGAAAUCCUUCCUGGAAAACCCUCUCACUGCAGCGACCAAAGCGAUGAUGAGCAUCAAUGGAGACGAAGACAGCGCCGCUGCGCUGGGCCUGCUCUAUGACUACUACAAGGUUCCAAGAGAGAGAAGGUCAUCAACAGCAAAGCCAGAGGUGGAGCACCCCGAGCCAGAUCACAGCAAAAGAAACAGCAUACCAGUUGUGACAGAGCAGCCCCUCAUCUCUGCUGGAGAAAACAGAGUGCAAGUACUGAAAAAUGUGCCGUUUAACAUUGUCCUUCCCCAUGGCAACCAGCUGGGCAUUGAUAAGAGAGGCCAUCUGACAGCUCCAGAUACGACAGUCACUGUCUCCAUAGCAACGAUGCCUACCCACUCCAUCAAGACAGAAACCCAGCCACAUGGCUUCGCUGUGGGAAUCCCCCCAGCAGUGUAUCAUCCUGAGCCCACUGAGCGGGUGGUGGUUUUCGAUCGGAAUCUCAGUACUGACCAGUUCAGCUCUGGUGCUCAAGCCCCAAAUGCUCAAAGGCGAACUCCAGACUCGACCUUCUCAGAGACCUUCAAGGAAGGCGUUCAGGAGGUUUUCUUCCCCUCGGAUCUCAGUCUGCGGAUGCCUGGCAUGAAUUCAGAGGACUAUGUUUUUGACAGUGUUUCUGGGAACAACUUUGAAUAUACCCUAGAAGCUUCAAAAUCACUUCGACAGAAGCCAGGAGACAGUACCAUGACAUACCUGAACAAAGGCCAGUUCUAUCCCAUCACCUUGAAGGAGGUGAGCAGCAGUGAAGGAAUCCAUCAUCCCAUCAGCAAAGUUCGAAGUGUGAUCAUGGUGGUUUUUGCUGAAGACAAAAGCAGAGAAGAUCAGUUAAGGCAUUGGAAGUACUGGCACUCCCGGCAGCACACUGCUAAACAAAGAUGCAUUGACAUAGCUGACUAUAAAGAAAGCUUCAACACUAUCAGUAACAUCGAGGAGAUUGCGUAUAACGCCAUUUCCUUCACGUGGGACAUCAACGAUGAAGCAAAGGUUUUCAUCUCUGUGAACUGCUUAAGCACAGAUUUCUCUUCCCAGAAGGGAGUGAAGGGGUUGCCUCUUAACAUUCAAAUUGAUACCUAUAGUUACAACAACCGCAGCAACAAGCCUGUGCACCGGGCCUACUGCCAGAUCAAGGUCUUCUGUGACAAGGGAGCUGAGCGGAAAAUCAGGGAUGAAGAACGAAAGCAAAGCAAAAGAAAAGGCAAGUGUCCUGACCCCAGCUCCCAGUUGAAUGCCUUUUCUGAUGUUAAAGUGCCACUGCUCCCCUCUCACAAGCGAAUGGAUAUCACAGUUUUCAAACCCUUCAUUGAUCUCGAUACUCAGCCUGUCCUCUUCAUUCCUGACGUGCACUUUGCCAACUUGCAGCGGGGCACUCAUGUCCUUCCCAUUGCCUCUGAAGAAUUGGAGGGUGAAGGCUCUGUCUUGAAAAGGGGGCCGUACGGCACAGAAGAUGACUUUGCUGUCCCUCCUUCUACCAAGCUGGCCCGGAUAGAAGAACCAAAGAGAGUGCUGCUCUACGUUCGAAAGGAGUCAGAAGAAGUCUUUGAUGCCCUGAUGCUCAAAACCCCAUCUUUGAAGGGCUUGAUGGAAGCUAUCUCAGACAAAUACGAUGUUCCCCAUGACAAGAUUGGGAAAAUAUUCAAGAAGUGUAAAAAGGGGAUCCUGGUGAACAUGGACGACAACAUUGUGAAGCAUUACUCCAAUGAGGACACCUUCCAGCUGCAGAUUGAAGAAGCCGGGGGGUCUUACAAGCUCACCCUGACGGAGAUCUAAAGGCCUGCGGGCCACAGCUCCCCAGGAGUUCAGUGCAGGUGUUUCUAGAUCUUACGGUUUGGCAAGUGCAGGUAACUCCAGUCAGCCAUGUCGCCAGCACAGGUCUAUGUCAAGGGAAGGGGUUCCUUGCAGGUUGGAGGCGGGGCUGCAUCUGGCUUGGUGGUAGCAUUUAAUCUAUUGCAUUGGCGUUUUUCAGAUGAAAGAGAAAUCCAUAUACCAUUAUGUUUGAAUUUCCUGAUAUAUACAGGAUUUAAAGUGAAAACUUUAUUCCAAGAGUUAACAGAGUCUCUGGGAAGCUUUAGGACAUCUGCUACGUUAUUUAUCAAAAUUUUGGGAUCUCUGCCUUGUGCCUACAAUGUCGUGGGCCUGCUCGCUAGCAGAAGUCAGAAAAGACGAUAGGCUUGGCUUUAAGGAUUUCGUGCCCUUGCCUGAAUUCAGUACAACUCCACUGCCUCACGUUAGCGGGAGCGCACCUGAAGAGUACAGGGGGGAGCCCUCUCUCCCUUACCCUCUCACUCUCCACCAGAUGUUUACUAAACAGGGCAUGUUACUGAAAUCUUCCUUUGCGACUUUCUCGGACAUAUCAACUGCCUUUCUCAUGAAGAAUUUUAAUGGGUUACAGUAUGAAAUCAGUUAAGAUAAAGCUGCAUUGUAUAUAAGUGCAAUAUAUUUUUGAAGGUCUGUAAAUGUGUACAUACAUGUCUUAUAUAAAUAUAUAAUAUAUAAAUAUGGUGUCUGUGUACAUAUAGUGAAGAUAUGCAGUAAGAGCUACCUUAAAGACUUUCCCUAGACAAAGGUUAAGUUAUUUUUGAUCGUGUAUACCAAGCAGAUAGAAUACUGUGCUUAGUGGAACCCGCUAAAAACCUUUUUCUCUGUUUUUCCAAACACAGGCAUUCCGUAGCAUAGCAAAACCUUCUCAAAUGACAGAGAUUCUGUUUGCUGUUGAGAAUGUUGUUAUUUGGAUUUCUGCACUGUUUAACAAAUGAAGUAAAAGAAAAACACUACUGCAAUCACGUCUUUUGUUAUGCUAGUAUCAGUCAGAUGCACUUAGAGUGAAGAAACACUGUAAUUACAGCACACAGAUUGCAAGUAUUGCGUACCAAGUGAUACAACUCGAAAUGCAGUUCUCAUCUUCCUGUUUUGAGAAAUGAUUAUUUUAUCACGCAUCAGAGCCUUCGUGCUUUGGUUAUCUUGUAUGUUAACAAUUCUAGAAAACAUUCAUGAAUUCACAAAAAUACGUUACUAUGGCAGGGGAACAUUUUGUACACAUUUAAGUAUAUAAAAAUACUAAAAUAUGUAAUUUUAUAACAAAGUCACGGGUAUCUUUAGGUUCAGGGAACUAGACUAGGUCAUUCGUGUAAAUGGACUGGUAGUUACAGUCUUAGGUUAAAGUAUUCUAAUGAAGUACGGGAACUAAAUUGCUGGUUUUCUAAGAUAAGAUAUGGGAUAUGGGUCAUAUAACUUUUAUAUUUUUUAUGAAAUUGAUUUUGUCUUGUGUGUUAUUUUUAAUUGUAUCAUUGAAGAUGUAUUUUAAACCAAAGGGAUUAAAUUUUAUAUGUCUAUUUCGUAA
This is a messenger RNA of Pan troglodytes (chimpanzee), 3604 nucleotides long. It is a transcript of the gene GRHL1, whose product is annotated as grainyhead like transcription factor 1. Gene Ontology annotation, cellular component: nucleus. The record is from RefSeq and is a predicted model, not a curated record. Lineage: Eukaryota; Metazoa; Chordata; Mammalia; Primates; Hominidae. Gene Ontology annotation, molecular function: DNA-binding transcription activator activity, RNA polymerase II-specific; RNA polymerase II cis-regulatory region sequence-specific DNA binding. Gene Ontology annotation, biological process: regulation of transcription by RNA polymerase II. The transcript has 16 exons. The coding region runs from base 142 to 2034 and encodes 630 amino acids.